AGGGGAGGCGGGGGUGUAUGCCAAAAAAAAAAAGUUGCAGAACUUUUCCCCCAACUCUGUCGUGGAGGCGGGACCGGAGGGCGGUGCCUGCACCCUGAUUCGCCGCCGGCUCCGGUCUGGAGGCUCGGAUUGGCACGCGAGGUCCGGGGCCGGGAAGAGCGGGCGUGGGGGAGGGGAGCGGCCCUCCCCGACCGCGGGAUCGGCUCGCGCCGGGAGCGGGUUAAUUUCAAAUCGGGGGCUUGACUGCUCCUGGACGGUCACAUUCCCUCUGCCCGCCCGCCGGCCCGCCAGUCCCGGUCCCGGCUUUUCCCUCCGGCACCCACCUCGGCGCGGCGUAAGGACCGACUGACGGCCUGACACGCGGGCUCCCGAGCCUGAGCGGGGAAGGGGUGCCGAGGAGUCCCCGCUCAGCACCCGUCGGCUCCAACCGUGAGGUGAACUGACAGGAUAUUAAACUUUAUAAUUGGACUACCUGGACUACUUGAACCAUCAGAAUAUUGGGAGGAACUCCAGAUUUUUCAUUUUUAAAGAAACUCUAAAUGUAUGAGAAAUUUACAGAAUGGAGAAUGAAAAGGAGAACCUCUUUUUCGAGCCACAUAAAAGGGGAUUGAUGAAAACACCCCUGAAAGAAUCCACUGCUGCAAAUAGAGUGUUGGCGGAGAUCCAGCCUGACUUUGGCCCUUUAACCACACCCACCAAGCCCAAGGAAAUCUCCCCAGGAGAACCGUGGACACCAACAGCCAACCUCAAAAUGCUUAUCAGUGCUGUGAGCCCCGAGAUCCGCAACAGAGAUCAGAAAAGGGGUUUGUUUGACAAUAGAAACGGAUUACCUGAGGCCAAAGACUGUUUACACGAACACUUAUCUGGAGAUGAAUAUGAGAAAUCUCAACCCAGUCGAAAAGAGAAAAGUUUAGGAUUGUUGUGUCAUAAGUUCUUAGCUCGCUAUCCCAACUAUCCCAACCCUGCUGUGAAUAAUGACAUCUGUCUUGACGAAGUGGCCGAGGAACUUAAUGUCGAGCGCCGCCGCAUUUACGACAUCGUCAACGUCCUGGAGAGUUUACACAUGGUGAGCCGCCUCGCCAAAAACAGGUACACUUGGCACGGGCGACACAAUCUCAACCAAACCCUCGGGACUCUGAAAAGCGUCGGGGAGGAGAACAAGUACGCGGAACAGAUUAUGAUGAUCAAAAAGAAAGAAUACGAACAAGAGUUUGACUUCAGUAAGAGUUACAGUAUAGAGGAUCCGCUCAUCAAAGCAAACCCCAGCCAGAACGGACACUCAGACAUGUGUUUUGUCGAACUCCCUGGAGUGGAAUUUCGGGCAGCCUCUGUAAACAGCCGCAAAGACAAGUCUUUAAGAGUGAUGAGCCAGAAAUUUGUGAUGCUGUUUUUGGUUUCCACGCCUCAGAUAGUAAGCCUCGAAGUCGCUGCCAAAAUUUUAAUUGGGGAGGACCACGUGGAAGACUUGGAUAAAAGCAAAUUUAAAACAAAAAUUAGGAGGUUGUAUGAUAUAGCUAAUGUUCUGAGUAGCCUGGAUCUUAUCAAGAAAGUUCAUGUUACAGAGGAAAGAGGCCGAAAACCAGCUUUUAAAUGGACAGGCCCAGAAAUCAGUCCAAAUACCAGUGGGCUCAGCCCAGUCCUCCCUGUGGCUCCCUCUGAUCUGGAAGUGAGGCGAUCUUCAAAAGAGAACUGUGCCAAAAACCUCUUUUCCACCCGUGGGAAACCAAACUUCACUCGACACCCAUCUCUCAUUAAACUGGUAAAGAGCAUAGAAAGUGAUCGGAGAAAGAUAAAUUCUGCUCCCAGUAGCCCUAUUAAAACCAACAAAGCUGAGGCUUCUCAGAAUUCGGCACCCUUCCCAAGUAAAAUGGCUCAGCUCGCAGCUAUUUGCAAAAUGCAGCUAGAAGAGCAAUCAAGUGAACCCAGGAAAAAAGUGAAAUUACAGCUGGCAAGAUCUGGGCACUGCAAACCACUGGCCCCUCUGGACACGCCAGCAAAUACUGAGCUGGAGAUGACAGCACCGUCCCUCAUCCAGCCCCUGGGGGUUGUCCCCCUCAUCCCCAGCCCAUUGUCAUCGGCGGUACCCAUGAUCCUACCUCAGGCCCCUUCGGGCCCAUCGUAUGCCAUCUACUUGCAGCCUGCCCAAGCCCAAACCAUGACACCGCCCCAAGGUCUGAGCCCGACGGUCUCCUCCACCCCCUCCUCUAAAGCCAUGAGAUCAAAAGACUCCACAGAAGCCAUGACCGAGAAUACAGCCAGUGAUGCCGCAAAGCCCAGUGCCCCGACCAGGCCUGGAAGCUUGCUGCCAGGGCCGGAGAGACAAGGUACAAAGAACAAAGACAGGGAGCCUGCUGGGGAAAGAGGCGCCAAGAGGGCAAGCUUGCUCGAGGACAGCAGUUCCAAAAAGAAAUUUAAAGAAGACCAAAAAGGACUUGAAAAUGUCUCCGCAACUUUGUUCCCAUCAGGAUACCUAAUCCCUCUCACCCAGUGCUCAGCCCUGGGGGCAGAGUCCAUUUUGUCUAGUAAAGAAAACUCAGGUACACUUUCCCCAAACCACAGGAUCUACAGCUCCCCAAUCGCAGGUGUUAUUCCAGUGACAUCAUCUGAACUCACUGCUGUUAAUUUUCCCUCUUUUCAUGUAACACCUUUGAAGCUAAUGGUCUCACCAACUUCCGUGGCAGCCGUACCUGUCGGGAACAGCCCGGCUCUCACUUCGAGCCACGCCGUUCCCGUCCAGCACCCAAGCUCAGCCAUUGUAAACUUCACCCUGCAGCACCUGGGCCUCAUCUCCCCCAGUGUGCAGGUGUCUGCCAGCCCUGGGCCUGGAACCAUCCCCGUAUCUCCAAGAAUAGAGGCCGUUAGCAUCACCCCAGAAAAUGCAGGCACCCAGCAAGGAAGAGUCCCAAGGUAUGACUUGUCAGCCCCGAGCCAGAACCAAACAAAUGGACAAUCAGCUGCAAUGACUGGAGCACAGCAGCCUGUUCCUGUGACACCCAAAGGAUCCCAAUUAGUGGCCGAGAGUUUCUUCCGUACCCCAGGUGGACCCACAAAGCCAGCGGGCUCAUCCUGCGUAGAUUUCGAUGGUGCUAGUAAAACCUCCGUAGGGACUCUCUUUGUCCCACAGCGAAAACUGGAAGUCUCAACAGAUGUCCAUUAAUUGCCAGAUUUGGCUUCACUUAAUUUUCUAAAGAGUUGUAUAAUAGAGAAGAUGUACUCAGACUGAUUUGGAGAGCACAUUCUCUAAAAAAUACUGUAAAUACGUUGGGGAUUUGCUUAGUUUCAAAACAGACACUUGUUUUCCUACUUAUAUAUAUACACACAGAGAGAAAAUAUAUAUUUGUAUUAAGCGAAGUUCAGCUGUCAGUCCUACAAAAUAAAAGUAAAAUGUUGAACUAUGGUGUAUUAACUUCUAAGGGAAAAGGAUUCGUUUUUUUCAGGUGUGCCUAUACUAUUAUGCAGAGUAACUGUGUUAAAGUUUACUUCCCUUUGAGUGAAUAUGUGACAGGUCUAACACAGCAUCCUCUUCAACUUUGCACAAGGAAAACGCUGUGAUGUAUAAUGUAUUUUUAAAUAAGAGGGCUGUAGCUAUAUUUUUUUGUAAUUUCUUUCAUCUGUUGUCAUUGCAGUAUGUCUUUUUGUAACGUUCACAACAAUGCUCAAUCAAGUCUAUGGAAAAAUUAUUUAUAAAAUGUAUUUUCAAUCAUAAGUUGUUCAAAUUAAAACUCUUC
Molecule: messenger RNA, 3728 nt
Organism: Camelus dromedarius (Arabian camel)
Lineage: Eukaryota; Metazoa; Chordata; Mammalia; Artiodactyla; Camelidae
Gene: E2F8
Product: E2F transcription factor 8
Exons: 13
Coding region: 560-3157 (865 amino acids)
Biological process (GO): regulation of transcription by RNA polymerase II
Cellular component (GO): RNA polymerase II transcription regulator complex
Molecular function (GO): DNA-binding transcription factor activity, RNA polymerase II-specific; RNA polymerase II cis-regulatory region sequence-specific DNA binding
Source: RefSeq, a predicted model, not a curated record